UCAUAUCGGUAUGUCAUUAGUAAAGAUUCGUCUGCACGAAAGUUGAAAUUUAUUAUUAACAUUAAGUACAACCUGACUAAGAAGUAGUAUUGGAAGAUGGCACUAAGAAGAUCUUUGUUCCGUUUAAUCUCUACUUCAAAAACAAGAAACGGCCUUUGUAAAGUGAAGUAUUACAGCUCCCAAACAGAUACUCAAACUGAACGUGAAAAGAAGAAAACCCAUUUUGGUUUCGAAACAGUAGAUGAAGAUGAAAAAACCAAGAAAGUGCAUAAGGUGUUUGAAACAGUAGCAGACAAAUAUGAUCUUAUGAAUGAUGUAAUGUCCUUUGGUGUCCACCGACUUUGGAAGGACAUGUUUAUGAUGAUGUUGGCUCCGACUCCGGGCACUAAGUUAUUAGACAUGGCUGGAGGAACAGGUGACAUAGCAUUCAGAUAUAUUAACUAUUUAAAGAAUCGAGCGGGUCCAAAUGAUGUUCGCAGUAGUGUCACAGUGAGUGACAUAAACCAGUCUAUGCUGGAUGUCGGGAAGCUAAGGGCCGAGAGGCAGGGUUACACGAAGGACAGUAUGGUUGACAUAGAUUGGGUGUGUGCUGAUGCUGAAGAACUUCCCUUACCCGACGAUAGUUACAAUGCCUACACUAUCGCUUUUGGUAUAAGAAACUGUACACAUAUUGAAAAGGUCCUUGAGGAGGCGUACCGCGUGCUUCGACCGGGAGGUCGAUUUCUGUGUUUGGAAUUCAGUCAUCUAACGAAUGGACCCCUACAGUGGAUGUACGACCAAUAUUCUUUCCAAGUUAUCCCAGUCAUGGGCCAAAUAGUUGCUGGACAGUGGCAACCCUACCAGUAUCUUGUAGAGAGCAUCCGACAGUUCCCUGAUCAGGAAAAAUUCAAAACGAUGAUAGAGAAUGCCGGUUUCAGACAAGUGACAUAUGAAAACAUCAGCUUCGGUGUUGUUGCUAUACACUCGGGGUUCAAAAUCUAGAUGUUAUAGGAUUUUGUUUUAGUUUAGAGUUGUGUAAGUAUUAUUUAAAUAAAACAACAUCAAAUUA
Danaus plexippus (monarch butterfly) is the source of this 1048-nucleotide messenger RNA. RefSeq names its product 2-methoxy-6-polyprenyl-1,4-benzoquinol methylase, mitochondrial (gene Coq5). Gene Ontology annotation, molecular function: methyltransferase activity. Bases 97 to 981 code for a protein of 294 amino acids. NCBI's taxonomy places the organism in Eukaryota, Metazoa, Arthropoda, Insecta, Lepidoptera, Nymphalidae. The transcript is spliced from 7 exons. The record is from RefSeq and is a predicted model, not a curated record. Gene Ontology annotation, biological process: ubiquinone biosynthetic process.